Molecule: messenger RNA, 1701 nt
Organism: Colias croceus (clouded yellow)
Lineage: Eukaryota; Metazoa; Arthropoda; Insecta; Lepidoptera; Pieridae
Gene: SerRS
Product: serine--tRNA ligase, cytoplasmic
Exons: 8
Coding region: 110-1585 (491 amino acids)
Biological process (GO): seryl-tRNA aminoacylation
Cellular component (GO): cytosol
Molecular function (GO): serine-tRNA ligase activity; ATP binding; tRNA binding
Source: RefSeq, a predicted model, not a curated record
CCUGACGAUUUGAGAUCGUGUCGCAUGUGGAUGCGGCACUUUCGUCAUCUUUUUCAUAUUAUUGAAUUAAAUUCUAUAAUUUAACCGGCCUACAAUCACUUAAAUCAUAAUGGUUUUGGACCUAGAUCUAUUCAGAGCAGAUAAAGACGGAGACCCAGAUAAAAUCCGUGAGAACCAACGGAAACGUUUUAAGGAUGUGGCACUGGUGGAUACUGUGGUAGAACAAGAUACUCUCUGGAGGAAAUUGAGGCAUGAUGCAGAUAACUUCAAUAAACUUAAAAAUGUCUGCAGCAAAGAAAUUGGUCUUAAAAUGAAAAAUAAAGAGCCGGUUGGUUCUGAAGAUGACCCAGUGCCUUCUGAAGUGGCUGAUAACCUGAUAAAUCUCACAAGUGAACAUUUGAAACCACUUACUGUGAAUCAAAUAAAAAAGGUGCGAGUACUCAUAGACGAAGCUAUAACAAAGAAUGAACAGAGUCUAGUUACCGCAGAAAAGAUUCGCUCAUCAGCUCUACGUGAAGUUGGAAACCAUCUUCAUGAAUCGGUACCAGUGGAUGAUAAUGAAGACAAUAAUGCAGUGGAAAGGACCUUUGGUGAUUGUACCAUGAAGAAGAAGUACUCCCAUGUAGAUCUUAUAUGUAUGAUUGAUGGCAUGGAUGGGGAGAGAGGAGCAGCAGUGGCCGGUGGAAGGGGUUACUACCUCAAGGGCCCUGCGGUAUUUCUGGAGCAGGCUCUAGUACAACUCUCUCUAAGGAUACUGCUAAAAUGUGGAUACACUCCAUUGUACACACCUUUCUUUAUGAGGAAAGAGGUGAUGCAAGAAGUAGCCCAACUGGCUCAAUUCGAUGAAGAAUUGUACAAGGUCAUUGGAAAAGGUUCAGAGAACAAAGGAGACAAUGCUGUAGAUGAGAAAUAUCUCAUUGCCACUUCGGAACAACCCAUUGCUGCAUAUCAUAGAGACGAGUGGCUUCCAGAGUCAGCUUUACCCAUCAGGUAUGCUGGUCUUUCAACGUGCUUUAGACAGGAAGCAGGUUCGCACGGUCGCGAUACGCGCGGUAUCUUCAGGGUACAUCAAUUUGAAAAGGUGGAACAAUUCGUCCUAACUUCACCCCAUGACAACAAAUCAUGGGAAAUGAUGGAAGAGAUGAUAACCAAUGCGGAGAACUUCUAUAAAACCCUGGGUAUACCGUACAGGGUUGUGAACAUCGUGUCUGGAGCUCUCAAUCAUGCUGCGGCUAAGAAGCUCGAUCUCGAAGCUUGGUUCCCGGGCUCUGCUGCGUUCAGGGAAUUGGUUUCCUGCAGUAACUGUUUGGAAUAUCAAGCUAGGAGGCUGCUUGUUCGAUAUGGACAAACAAAGAAAAUGAACGCAGCCACAGAGUAUGUGCACAUGCUGAACGCGACCAUGUGCGCAACCACGCGCGUUAUCUGCGCUCUGCUUGAAGUGCACCAGACUGAGGAGGGCAUUUUGGUACCGGAUGCAAUAAAACCUUGGAUGCCGGAGCAGUAUCAAGACUUGAUACCGUUUGUCAAACCAGCCCCGAUAGAUCUAGAAGCCGCUGCCGCAGCCAAAAAGGGAAAGAAGAAAUAAACACUUACAGCAAACAUACUCAUUCCUCAAAAGCAUUUUAUUUAUUUUCGCAAAGCUUGAAUGGUUUUUUUAUAUUUUGAGACAGACAUAAAUAAAUUUAUCAUGUGCCUGAGUUA